This is a messenger RNA of Mytilus trossulus (common blue mussel), 315 nucleotides long. RefSeq lists its product as uncharacterized. Bases 1 to 315 code for a protein of 104 amino acids. The record is from RefSeq and is a predicted model, not a curated record. Lineage: Eukaryota; Metazoa; Mollusca; Bivalvia; Mytilida; Mytilidae. The transcript has a single exon.
AUGUACGAUCAAAUGAAGGGAUAUUCUCAUAUGGAAGGACAAAGAUACGAUAUGCUUGGAGUUCAGGGUAUGCAUAGUAGUGACAUGUUCGGAAGUACUGCUGUCACUGGCAGUAGUUCAUACUCUCAGAUGUCACAGUUACGACCACCAGUUCAUUCGCAAGCAAUGCUAAUACCAGGGCAUCCGCAUCAUAUGAUGAUGGGACACGGAGCCCACGGCAUGAGUCCCAUGUCGAUGGGAUCUGCUCAAAGUCCUCCAUUACAUGGCAGCUUGGACAGUAUGGGUGCACACAUUCAGGAUAUUCAUGCUGGAUAA